AUCUCAUAUAUUUCCCCCCCUCCCACCCCCCUCACUCUCGCAUUGCCAGUGGGAUAUUGAGCAAGGAUACCAUUCAAGGGGGCAGCGGGCAGUCGGUACUGUGAUUGAACUUUUUAUCUCUUUUUCCUUUUCCUUUGUUGGAGUGAAUCGGAGUGCAAUGGACCCUUGGGCGGUGAUGAUGAUGAAUGAACCUUUCCUACAAAUUUGUGACCCCAUCUCCAAUCGGCUGGAUCUUCUCUUCACCCAUUGUCAUUAUUUUUUCUCUGUUUUUAUUUUCCAACUGCAGUCCUUAAGAAGCACGGACUGGCCAGCCGAUAUGGGAUCAAGCGGGCUUGAGAACUGGGUAAUACUUGUGAUUUAUACGUGUUGGGUCUGGACGCAACAACUGGUGGUAGAUAGAAUGAGAACAUAUUAGAUAUCUUGUCUUGAUCCAUGCAUUUCUGGAACUUUUCAGAUAAAACCGUACCCUCGCUAUACCAG
Messenger RNA from Aspergillus novofumigatus IBT 16806, 480 nucleotides. RefSeq lists its product as uncharacterized. NCBI's taxonomy places the organism in Eukaryota, Fungi, Ascomycota, Eurotiomycetes, Eurotiales, Aspergillaceae. The record is from RefSeq and is a predicted model, not a curated record. The coding region runs from base 158 to 415 and encodes 85 amino acids. The transcript has a single exon.